UAUCGGCAGCUGCUUCAAAAGACAGUUACUCCGGUUGUUUUCCAAAACGCGAGAAGGAUUCAUACGUCACCCCUGCAAACAUAUCGCUCGGGUACAGCACUCCAAGAGAGGCGACGGGGCCGAGGAGCCACGAACUAGUAUACGAACACACUUCUCAGCCCGGGAAAAAGAACUUGGUUCAUCUAUUCGAGGAGUGGUUGCCAGGAUCUAGCUUCCACUUCCCUCAAAGAAUGGGGAUGGGAUCGUUCAGCAAACGAUACGACCCGAUCGCCGACGAGCCUCUCAGCUCGCGGGCAUGGACUCUGCAGGAACGUCUGCUUUCUCGGCGUCUUAUCCACUACGCCCGCGACCAGAUGUACUUUGAAUGCGAGACUUGUAUCCAGUCCGAAGAUGGAUUCACGUUUGGUGACAUCUACUUCGGGAUGAAACGCCUUCUAGAAACGCAGCGUAUAUCCCAUAAGCAGCACGGACUUUCCCAGACAUCCGGAAUCUCUUCCAUCGUCGGCCAGGAGGCUGGGGGGAAGUACCCUGGAAUUAGGUAGCAAGGGGGAUAGCUCUCCUUGGUCGAGAACUAUACGAUGCGCAAUUUGACGGUGCAGCGCGAUAAGCUCACUGCGUUGGCUGGCGUGGCGAGAGCGGUGGCAGAAGAGACUCGGGAUUGCUACUACGCGGGCUUAUGGCAGAAGCACUUCAUGGAAGAUCUAUGUUGGCGGAUGUACCCCUAUGAAGAGAUAGAGGAUCGGAGGGAUGCGAAGAUCACGCCGCUAACGGGAAAACAAUUGGGGACUGUCCGUAGGCCAACUGAGAACCUAGUCUCCUCGAUUAUCAAUUGUUCAACUGUUCCUGCCGGUAAAGACCCCUACGGUAGGGCAUCGAGUGGUAAGCUGGAUAUAGAGGGACCCAUAUACGAAGUUAAACCCCAUACGCCGAAGAAGAGGUGGGAUCGACACGGCAUCCCGGUGGAAAUCGAUCUAGAAGAUGACCGCGGUAUGUCGGCCGGGAGCUUGCAUCUAGACGUACCAGAGGAGUCGAUCUCGUACCCCUGCUACGCUCUGUUCCUGGAUCCCUCGAAAGCGUUAAUCCUGCGAACUAAUGAGCUGGAAGCCAAGCGGAAUGAAGACGGAACUAAAGAUCCAAAUACUCUAGUCUCUAAGCCGGUUCUGACGGCUCCUGAUGUCAAUCAUAACAUAGCCGAGCAUCCGGAGACGAAAACUUUCGUUUUCCAAGCCAUGUACCAAGUUGUUCGCAUCGGAGUAGGAGUUUUUAUCAAAGAACCGACGAAGAAUAAAGAGCAACUUGAAAAUGAAGAAGAGAAGGAACCGGAGAUGUGGGACGAGGCGAAGCAGGGAAAGCUGACACUAGAUAAGAUCCUACACGUCGAGGGAGACCAGUCGUGGGGGCCGGUUACGAAGGAUGAUCCCCAAAUAUGGAUACUCAUAACCGUACUCAAGAUUGAGUAUAGGUAA
This is a messenger RNA of Daldinia loculata, 1466 nucleotides long. RefSeq lists its product as uncharacterized. Bases 579 to 1466 code for a protein of 295 amino acids. The record is from RefSeq and is a predicted model, not a curated record. The transcript has 4 exons. Lineage: Eukaryota; Fungi; Ascomycota; Sordariomycetes; Xylariales; Hypoxylaceae.